AUGGAUUUCAAUACAAUUGAUUUAACUCGAGCAGAACAAGCUACUUCUUUGUUAAUUAAUAAUGAACAACAAGAAUAUCAAUCAAGAACAUUAUUAGAUAAAAAUAAUGGACGAUAUGCUUAUUUACCUAUAUUUCCAACACAAUAUGUUGGUCCAAAUGAGUGUUUACUUUUGGCUAAUGUAUCAGUUAGUCGUCUUGCACCUCAUGAACUCGCUCGACGUCAACAUGGAGCUUAUACUUCAGAUGCACUAAUGUUGAUGAAUCAGUACAAUUAUUCCGAUGAAUUUAGUUUAUCUGAACACGAUGCUAAUGAAUUAGCUUCACGAUUACAAGUAGGCAAAUCAAUAAUUACUUUCAAUGCACAACGACUUCGUAGCAACUGUCAUACUCUUCUUGCAUUUCAUGAAUCAUUUCGACGAUAUGUUCUAUGUAAGAGUGAUGUUGUUCUAAAAGAACCAACACCCAAUUCGAAACAAAUGGCUAUGGCAUUAGAAUUCUAUUUACAAAUCGAUGUGGAUUUAUUCUAUAUGAAAACUUGUUCGUUUCGAGGAGCUCAACCUCCAUCUAAUAUAGAAGGUCUAUUUUGUAGAAGAGAUGAACCUCAAGCAAGAUAUUCAUUGGUUCCAUGUGAUAAUCUUUUUUGUCAAUGUUGUCUUCCAUUAAAUACUUACCAGAAAAGUCAACCAUGGCCAAUUGUUAAUUUUGCUUCAAGUUCAAUG
Messenger RNA from Rotaria sordida, 720 nucleotides. The record is from the annotation of a GenBank genome assembly. Lineage: Eukaryota; Metazoa; Rotifera; Eurotatoria; Philodinida; Philodinidae.